Brugia malayi is the source of this 252-nucleotide messenger RNA. RefSeq lists its product as uncharacterized. Lineage: Eukaryota; Metazoa; Nematoda; Chromadorea; Rhabditida; Onchocercidae. The transcript is spliced from 2 exons. Bases 1 to 252 code for a protein of 83 amino acids. The record is from RefSeq and is a predicted model, not a curated record.
AUGGCGGAAAAUUCAACGGAAACAGAUUUGAAGACGUUUAAAGAUUUUUUAACACAAUACAAUGCUGUUGCUGAACAAUGUUUCACAUCAUGCAUAACCGAUUUUACCACAAGGACAGUAAGUAACUCCGAAGAGCAGUGUUGCUCGAACUGUCUUGAUAAAUUUUUGAAAAUGACACAAAGGAUGUCGUUACGAUUUCAGGAACAUCAAUUGAUUCAGAGUGAAGCACAAGGACCAUUAGGAUUAAAAUAA